AGAGGCGCCCAUCAUGGUGUUCGUGAUCAAGAACUUCCCCUCUUCAUUUGCUGUGGGUCGCGCUAGAUCCGUUCUAAGGCCCCGCCUGCGUCAAAAGCCGCCCUAACAGUCUUAGCGUCCCCUGCGGAAUGUAGGAUUUGGCGGCCCACUCGCUUGGUCACAUAGUCAAACUUCCAGCUCUGCUUUGCCUUCCUGCUUAAGAUCUAACAUCUUUUAUCAUUUUCAAAGUAGUUUGCCUCUGUUCAAUCAGUGCAACGGUAAUACCACAGUAAGAUAUUCAGAAUGUCGGAGGGGCGCAGGCUUUGGUUGGAAGAGGAGCUCCAGGAUGACCUCAAAUGGUCUGUCCAGGUCAAGAGCAUUCUGUACCAGGGGGCUAGCAAGUUCCAGGACAUCGAGCUCAUUGAGAGUGGCCCUUUCGGGAAGUUAUUGAUGCUGGAUGGCAAGGCCCAGAGUGCUGAGGCAGAUGAGUUUGUGUACCACGAGUCCCUGGUUCAUCCCGCCCUGCUCUCCCACCCAAACCCCAAGAAGAUCUUCAUCAUGGGUGGAGGGGAGGGCUCAACCGCCCGCGAGGCCCUGCGCCACAAGAGCGUCGAGAAGGUAGUGAUGGUUGAUAUCGACCAGGUCGUCGUUGAGUUCUGCCGCGACUACCUGCCUGCGAAUAAGGAGGCCUUCGAGGACCCCCGCCUCGAGGUCCUCUACAAUGAUGCCCUAGUCGAGCUGGAGCGGAGCACCGAGCAGUUUGACGUCAUCAUUGGAGAUCUGGCGGAUCCAGUAGAGGGUGGCCCAUGCUACAAGCUCUACACCAAGGACUUCUACGAGAAGAUCCUGAAGCCCAAGCUGGCCCCUGGCGGGAUCAUUGUCACGCAGGGUGGCCCCGCCGGCAUCCUCUCGUACAAGCUGGUGUACUCGUCAAUCCACAACACAUUGGCCCAGGUGUUCAAGCACACCCUGCCGUAUGCGACCCACGUGCCGUCCUUCGCCGACCAGUGGGGCUGGAUCAUGGCCUCGGACGAGCCGCUGAAGGAGCCAGUCGUGGCGGACCUUGACGCGGCUAUUGCAAAGCGGAUCAACGGGGAGCUUGGGUACCUAGACGGCCGCACCCUCCAGGCAGAGAUGGCCCUGAGCAAGGCGGUCAGGAAGGGUCUUGCCGCCGAGACUCACGUCUACACUGAAGACGAUGCGCGCUUCAUCCAUGGCUCCGGCAUUGUGAACGGUCACUGAUCACCUAGGUAUCUUUCGCCUGACCUAGUUAAGUUUGAGUGUUCAAACCUAGCUUGAGAGUAGAGAUUACUUGUGUGCCUUCAAUCGUUUAUCGAGUCUUUUGCACUCUUCGUGAUUGCUUGUUUAGGAUUGUGAGCCACACUGUUCGAGGAGUUUCUCUUGGACCGCUACGACAACAAGCGCCCUUCUGCGGGUCCCGAUAAACAUUGAAUACGUCUGUACUUUUAGCCAUGAUGCUUUUCAGUAAGUAGGUAACGAAAUUGAACCCCGAUUUGACACACUUGUCCUUGCUAUUUGAGUACCAUGUAAUCAUCAGUCGAGCCAGUGCGAGCUUUCUUGUCGCAUCGUGCUUCCAGGCUAUCUAUCCCACUUCCCCUUAAAUAGUUCUUGAACGCUGUGGACC
Molecule: messenger RNA, 1624 nt
Organism: Klebsormidium nitens
Lineage: Eukaryota; Viridiplantae; Streptophyta; Klebsormidiophyceae; Klebsormidiales; Klebsormidiaceae
Source: the annotation of a GenBank genome assembly